GAGGCGGCGGGAUGUCGAAGCGCAGAAUACAUUAUGUGAGAAUUAAACAGUCCAUGUAGCUGUUCCAGCUUUUAUUUUGGAGGUUAUUCUGUACAUUAGGCUCAUUUUUUUUCUAUUUGUUCCAUUUGGCCUAUAAAGGGGAGGAUGAGUGUGGAGACGGUGGACCGGGUGGCUGCUGUGACCAGCGGCCGGCCCAGCACCCCCCUCCAGACGUCCUGGUUUGAGUUCCUCCUGGACGGCAGCCUGCUGGAGAACCACCUGCAGAAGUCAUACCCAGACCCAACACCAGUGCAGCUGAUCAUCCAGUUCCUGGAGCAGGCGUCCAAACCCUCUGUGAACGAGCAGAACCAGGUGCAGCCUCCAGCAGACAACCGCCGGAACCGCACCCUGAAGCUGCUGGCCCUGAAGGUCGCUGCACACAUGAAGUGGGAUCUGGAUGCUCUGGAGAAAGGUUUGACCAUUCCAGUAUUAAAUAUGUUACUCAACGAGCUCCUGUGUGUGAGCAAAGUGCCUCCAGGGGUGAAACAUGUGGACCUGGACCUCUCCACUCUGCCUCCCACUACGGCCAUGGCUGUCAUCAUAUACAACCGCUGGGCCAUCAGAACCAUUGUGCUGAGCAGCUUCCCUGAGAAACAGACCAAACCAGGACCUCACCAGAUGAACAUGUUAAGUAUAGUGCAGCAGGAGAAGGAGAUGACUGAAAACAUCCUCACUGUGCUGAAAGAGCAGGCGACGGACUCCAUCAGUGUCCUGGAAGGAGCUCUGCAGCUGAAGAAAGAUUUCUAUGUUCACACUCUGAGGACUCUGGACCUGCUGGCUGCUGACGCUGCUGCCAACGGGGAGACGGAGUCCUCCACCGCAGGGCUCAGGAUCAGUGCUGACGAGCUGCACUGUCAGGUGAAUUAUGAUCUGGGAGGGAUUUUCUUCCAGCAAGGCUGCACAGAUCAGACAGCCUAUGAGAAAGCCCGGGAUCACUUCAGACAGACUAAGGAACUGUUUACAAAGCUGGAUUCCACCGUCCACGUCCACCUGGAUGAGAAGCGUCUGGCCGGCUACUGGAACGCCUGCAAAGCUCUGACUGAAGACUGCGACCCGUCAGACACACAGAACACGCCCUACAACCAGAUCAACAGCCUGAUCAGAGCGCACAACCACCAGGCUGUCAUUGAAGCCUUCAUCAAAGACAACAUGUGCCGCAGUUUGCCAAUCAACUUCAGACGCUCUGUUCUCAGAGAGUUCCUGUACAAAGUCCAACAAGGGGAGUCCAGUCUGGACGAGGUUUGCUACAAGCUGUGUGUUUGCAACGCUGUCCGAGAUGCUUUGGAAGGAGAAGUGCUCAGUGUGCGCUUCCACCAGCUGCUCCUCAAGCCCAGCAAGAAGAUGGUGGACUUCAUUUUAGAGGUCUGCACACUUUCACUGGGAAAAGACCGCCCGUCUGAGUCAUCCAGGAGGAACAUGGCCACUUUCAUGAAGACUCUGUGUGAGACCCUGCAGGAGCUGCCUCUGCUGAUGGGGGUCUCCUCUCAUAAGCUCUUUGUGGAGCUGCUGAAGGAGGAGGACAGGAAGGUGCUGGUGGAGCAGCUGAGGAAGAAAUCAGCCACCAUCAACCUCAGCGCCAAGCCUCUGCCUUCCUUCUAUGACAUUCCAGCUUCGUCGAGUGUGAGCAUCGGGCAACUGGAGCAGCAGCUCAUCCUCUCACUGGAGCCCCGCAGGAUCAGGCAAAUCCUCAUCGAGCUGCACGGCAUGGCUGAGAGACCCUUCUGGAGGGUCAACAGCAAGUGGGAAGUUCCUAAGGACUACAUCAAUGUGAUCCUGGGCAUCAAAGACAACCUGACUAAGGACCUGGUUUACAUCUUCAUGGCCAAAGGACUGCACUGCAUAUCAAUAAAGGACUUUCCCCACGCCCGACAGCUGUACUCUGCCUGCCUGGAGCUGGUCACCGAGUUUUCCCCCAAGCUGAGGCAGGUGAUGCUGAACGAGAUGCUGCUGCUGGAGGUCCGCGCGCAUGAGACCAUGGCAGCCGAGGGCAGCAAGGAGAGACCCCCCUCAGACCUGGUCAGCAGGGUGAGGGGAUACCUGGAGAUGAGGAUACAUGAUCUGCCUCUGCGUCAGGUGGUGGGGGAGGAGUGUGUGGCCUUCAUGUUGAACUGGAGGGAGAAUGACUACCUGACCCUGCAGGUGCCCCCCUCUCUGGUCAUGAACAACCCGUACAUCAAGAUCGGUCAGCUGCUGGCUUCCACGUGCAAAGAGCUGCCGGGUCCUAAAGAGUGCCGGCGCACAGCCAAGGAGCUGUGGGACGUGGUGGUCCAGAUCUGCAGCAUGUCCGUCCAGCACAAGAGGAACAACGACGGCAGAGUGGGGCUCAUCAAACAGAGGGAGUCCUCCAUGGGCAUCCUGCAGCGGAGCAAAUUCAUCACUUUCAUCAAGAAACUUCGAGAGCCGCUGGUGCUGACGACCCUCAUCUCACUGUUUGUCAGGUUCCACAGCAUAGUGCGGGGGCAUGUAGGUUCCAGUGCGGGAGAAGCAGUGAGAGGGAAACACAAGAUAGGGCAGGGAUAUUCAGGUUUCAGAACAGCAAGAGAAGUGAGAGGGAAGCACGUGGUAGGACAGGUAAGAGUUCACACAAGAACAAAUAAAUAUACAGUUCAGGCCUAAAUGAUUAGCCCCCCAGGAGUUGUGGAACAUUUUCCUAAAAUUCUUCCCAAUGUUUCCAGCAUUGAUAAAACUUGAUAUAAUCAAACAUUCACCAGUGCUAUUUAGUAGCUUUUGGUACAUUUUGGAACAUAAAAUAAGUUUUUAGGCUUGCUUUAUAUCAAAUAUAGUGAAGCAUGGGUUGGUCAAACAUAUUAGCCCCCAGGCCAUUAAUAGUCCAUUUGUACCCUUUCUGAGCCACAACUGAAAACAACCUCUUAGAGUAGUUCUUUAGGUUGGCACAGGUCUCUUGAGGGACUUUGGCCCAUUCUUCCUUUGCAAAUGGUUCAAGCUGGUCCAAAUUGUGUGGUUUCCGAGCAUGGACAUUCACUUUGAGCACCCGCCACAGAUUGUCGAUAGGAUUGAGAUCUGGGCUCUGUGCGGGCCACUCCAGCACCUUGGCUUUGGUGUCCUUUAGGAACUUUUGGACCAAUGUGUGCUUUGGGUCAUUGUCUUGUUGGAAGACCCAGCGACGACCUAAGCGAAGACUAAGAGCAGAUCUUUUCAUAUGAUCCCUCAAAAUGUCACCAUCAUUUUCUUUUGUCAUGAUGGCUUGCACCCGAACAAGGCUCCCUGUGCCUGAGGCUGCAAAACAACCCCACAGCACGAUGUGUUCUUAGGGUUGAAGGCCUCUCCCUUUCUUCGCCAAACAUGAGCAACAUCCAUGUGCCCAAACAGUUCCAGUUUAGUCUCAUCAGACCAAAGCACAGACUUCCAAAACUCAUCUUUACCUUUCAAAUGUUCACGGGCAAACCUCAGUCUGGCUCUGAUGUCCCGCUCUCUGAGUAAAGGGGUUCUUCUGGGACGGUGGCCCUGAAGCCCACCACGAUGAAGAGCCCUCACAACUGUGUUCCUUGAAACAUCAAUUCCAGAAGAGGCCAGGUCAGCAACAAUCAUCUUGGCAGAUGUCCGGGGAUUCUUGCUGACAUCUCUGACUAUUUUCCUCUUGAAAUCUUGCGCUUUCGACCGCGCCUAGGUUUGUUUCUUACAGAAUGUGUCUCCUUGUACUUCGCAAUGAUGCAACGAACAGCAGUUCUAGACACUGUGAAGCGCUUGGACAUAGCAGUACAGCCUUCCCCCUUAUCAGGAGCCUCCACUAUUUUCUUUCCUUUGUCUUUGGCAUGGUGAGUAGGAGUAGUAGUAUAGUCCCUCUCAAAAAAGGUAUUCAAGUGCCUGUUUCUUGGAGUCCUUUGAUGCUGAUUGAAAGCUCAGGUGUGGCUUGAAAGCUGAUUCAUUGAUUUCGCUUGCUUUGAAAGCAAAAAUUCACAUGGGGCUAAUAUUUUUGACCAACCCAUUUUUCAC
Messenger RNA from Notothenia coriiceps (black rockcod), 3993 nucleotides. It is a transcript of the gene ints8, whose product is annotated as integrator complex subunit 8. Gene Ontology annotation, cellular component: integrator complex. Bases 145 to 2655 code for a protein of 836 amino acids. Lineage: Eukaryota; Metazoa; Chordata; Actinopteri; Perciformes; Nototheniidae. Gene Ontology annotation, molecular function: protein binding. The transcript is spliced from 22 exons. The record is from RefSeq and is a predicted model, not a curated record. Gene Ontology annotation, biological process: snRNA 3'-end processing.